AUGUCUUGGCAAGCGGCCUUCCCGCUUUCGCUUUUCCCCGUCCAAUGCCAAGACCGGCUAAGGAGGCAGCACUGGCCUUGGGGUCUAUUUUUGAGGGCAAGGACCGAGACCAAUCUUAAAAACAACACCAUCGCCGCCAUCCACUUUGAACAGCCCUCCGACGGUGUCGGACCUGAGCGCCCAUUCUAUCCCCGCUGGCACAAGGCAAAACUGGCAUUGCUUCUUCUCUCCCUGUUGGUCUCCGCGGUAAUAUUUGGCGUCGGCAUAGCCCUCGGCGUCCACAACGCGCCAUACUAUCGGCCCGGCUAUGACACAGCCCCAGUGGACUAUGAGUUGGGAAUCUCUGGAACAGCGGCCGGCCUUGCCGUUGUGGUUACCGUCAUCGAGUUCCUGAAGACCAUGUUUUCCAGCCGGCGGCAGGGUAUGCAUCCGGGCGCACUGGUCGCUUUCCACCUCAUCAUCUGGCUGAUGGCCGUCGUGGCCGUCGUCAUGACCGCUUUGUUCGGGGCGUAUUCCUACUCCGAUGACUGGUACGGCUACCCGCGCGCCGACGAGUUGGUUCUGUUCAGCCAGACCCAGGUUUACGAGCAAGUCCUGCUGGGGUUCGAUUGCGCCCUCCUGCUUAUCCACUUCAUUCUGUUCAUUGGCGCUUGCGUUGAGACGAACCGGGUUGAGAGGGCGAAUAAGAAGGUGGUCGUCGUGAGGGUGCCGGUCCCUGUCGGUGCCCAAUACCCGGGACCAGGGGGUCAAUAUGCCGUCUACGGGCCCCCAAGUGCGUACCCAGCGCCGUUCCCGCCCGCGCAGAUGGCCCAAGUACCGGCAGCGGCGGGUGGUCAAACCGGGCCCUGCUGUUCCUCAGCCGGCAGCCUCCAUUGA
Messenger RNA from Chaetomium globosum CBS 148.51, 876 nucleotides. RefSeq lists its product as uncharacterized. The record is from RefSeq and is a predicted model, not a curated record. The coding region runs from base 1 to 876 and encodes 291 amino acids. The transcript is spliced from 4 exons. Lineage: Eukaryota; Fungi; Ascomycota; Sordariomycetes; Sordariales; Chaetomiaceae.